ACUCCCUGUGUGUGCCUGCUGCAGCAGCUCAGGAUGGACGGGCAGGACACCAGCCCACAGAUGGAUGAGCAGCUGUACUCCCGGCAGUUGUAUGUGCUGGGGUUGCCGGCCAUGCAGAGGGUCCGGAAAGCCAAGGUCCUGCUGUCAGGCCUCCAGGGCCUGGGGGCUGAGGUGGCCAAAAACCUGGCCCUGAUGGGUGUGGGCAGCCUUACACUGCACGAUCCCCACCCUACCCACUGGACUGACCUUGCUGCCCAGUUUUUCCUUUCAGAGAGGGAUUUGCAGAAAAACAGGGCUGAGGCAUGUCAGAAGUCUGUGGCUGAGCUCAACAGCGAGGUGCAGGUGUCUGUCCACAAAGGGGACCUCACUGAGGACCUGCUGAAGGCCUCCCAGGUGGUGGUGCUGACCAAUGCGGGGCUGGAGGAGCAGCUGAAGGUGGGCACCUUCUGCCAUAAGUAUGGAAUCUACUUCCUGGUGGCUGAUACCCGGGGCCUCGUGGGGCAUUUGUUCUGUGACUUUGGUGAGCAGUUUAUUGUGGAGGACCCCACCGAGGAGGAACCCCUGAAAGCUUCCAUCCAGCACAUCUCCCAGGGGAACCCCGGCAUCCUCACUCUGCAGGAUGAUUCCCACCAUUUCCAAGAGGUAGACCGGGUGACCUUCUCCGGUGUUGAGGGCAUGGUGGAACUCAACGGCUGUGACCCCCAUCCCCUCCAUGUACAGGAGGAUGGGACCUUCAAGAUCGGGGACACAUCCUUUUAUUCUCAGUACCUACGUGGUGGACUUGUCAUUGAAGUUAAGAGAGCCCAGACUGUGAGCCAUAAGCCCUUGGAUGUGGCCCUGCUGCAGCCCCAGGUGGUGGCCAAGGACACUCAGCGUGCACUCUGCCUGCAUCAGACCUUCCGGGCCCUGCACCAGUUCCAGCACGAGCGGGGCCACCCACCUCAGCCCUGGAAUUCUACUGAUGCAGAAGAGGUGGUGGGCCUGCUCCGGACUCUGGAACCACUAAGGGGACCACAGGGCGAGCCCCUGCAAGAGCCCUGGGAUGAGGGCCUGGUGCGGAGAGUCGCCCUGAGCAGUGCCGGUGUCCUGAGCCCCAUGGCAGCUGUGCUGGGUGCACUGACUGCCCAAGAAGUGCUGAAGGCAAUCACCAGGAAGUUUAAACCGCUGGACCAGUGGCUGUACUUUGAUGCACUCGAUUGCCUUCCAGAAGAUGAGGAGGCCUUUCCCAGACCCGAGGACUGCGCCCCAAGUGGAUGCCGCUACGAUGGGCAAACUGCAGUGUUUGGGGCCGGUUUUCAGGAGAAGCUGAGGCACCAGCACUACCUCCUGGUGGGUGCUGGUGCCAUAGGCUGCGAGUUGCUCAAAGGCUUCGCCCUAAUGGGCCUGGGCACGGGGGACCGCGGGGGUGUGACUGUCACCGACCCAGACCACGUGGAGCUGUCCAACCUCAGCCGACAGUUUCUCUUCAGAUCUCAGGAUAUUUCUAGGCCAAAGGCAGAGGUGGCUGCAGAAGCCGCACGCCGCCUGAACCCAGACUUGCGGGUGACCCCCUACACCCGACCGCUGAACCCCUCCACAGAGAACAUCUUCGGGGACCGUUUCUUCUCAGACCUGGAUGGUGUGGCUGCCGCCCUGGACAGUUUCGAGGCUCGGCACUACAUGGCAGCUCGCUGCAACCACAACCUGAAGCCACUGCUGGAAGCAGGCACACUGGGCACCCGGGGCAGUGCUUCGGUGUUUGUGCCACAUAAGACCGAGCAGUACACAGGACCCAGAUCAGAUGCAUCCGCGGAAGGGGGCCGCUACCCUGUGUGCACUGUCAAGCACUUCCCCAGCAGGACAGAGCAUACCGUGGUGUGGGCCCGGGAGCUGUUUGAGAAGCUCUUUUAUCCAGCUGCUGAGAUCAUCAACCAACAACAACCGGCAGACACCCAGAGGCCACAGCCACAGGAGCUGCAGGAAGUGCUGGGAGAACUGAGGCAGCGACCGCAGACCUGGCAGGACUGUGUGGUGUGGGCCCUUGGCUGCUGGCACCUGCACUUCCACUCGGACAUCCAGUGGCUGCUGAGAUUCUAUCCACCUGAUAAAGUGUCUCCCGAUGGAAUGCGCUUCUGGUCACCUCCCAAACAGUGUCCCCAGCCCUUGAAGUUCGAUGCCAGCCAAGACAUGCACCUGCUCUUCGUGCUGGCAGCGGCCAACCUAUACGCCCAGAUGCACGAGCUGACUGGCUCACCAGACCAGGCUGCACUCAAGGAUCUGCUGAAGACAUUGCCACUGCCUGAUGCUCAGCACCAAGCCCCCGUCUUCACUAGUGACCUGGAGCUGGCUCAGGUGUCCAGUGAACUUGGAACUGUGCAGCCGAGGAGGAAGCGGAGCAGAGCCUGGGAAGACUGGAGUCAGGGCCCUUCCUUGAAGACCCUGAUGUUUAACAAGGAUGAUGACAGCAAUUUCCAUGUGGACUUUGUGACGGCAGCAGCCAGUUUGAGGGCACAGAACUACGGGAUCCAACCGGCGAACAAGGCCCAGAGCAAGCAAAUCUUGGGCCAGAUCAUCCCAGCCAUUGCCACUACCACAGCAGCUGUGGCUGGCCUGCUGGGCCUGGAGUUGUACAAGGUGGUAGAUGGGUCUCGGCCCCUUCAUGCCUUUCGCCACAGCUACCUACACAUGGCUGAAAACAGUUUGCACCGCCAGAUACCCUCUGCCCCAGCCAUCCAAACGUUCCAGAACUGGAAAUGGACCUGUUGGGACCGCGUGGAGGUGUCUGCAGGGCAGCCUGAGAGGACCCUGGAGUCACUACUGACCCAUCUCCAGGAACGUCACGGGGUGAGGGUGCGCAUGCUACUGCAUGACACAGCCUACGUAUACUCAGCACGAUGGCCGCCUGAAAAGAGGGAUCAGUACCUGUCCCGCAGUGUGACUGAAGUGAUGCGGGAGAUGGGCUGGGAGCCUAAGCCUGGACAGCAGGUGUUGGAACUGGAGCUGAGCUGUGAGGGGGAAGAGGACGACACCACCUUCCCCCCACUGCACUACCAACUGUGGCCAGACUGCAGCACUGCCCCCAUCCCCCCCACCCCCGCCCCGUCCUGCAUGCCAAGCCCAGGAGGCCCUCAAUAA
Messenger RNA from Sorex araneus (European shrew), 3114 nucleotides. It is a transcript of the gene UBA7, whose product is annotated as ubiquitin like modifier activating enzyme 7. NCBI's taxonomy places the organism in Eukaryota, Metazoa, Chordata, Mammalia, Eulipotyphla, Soricidae. The record is from RefSeq and is a predicted model, not a curated record. The transcript is spliced from 24 exons. Gene Ontology annotation, molecular function: ISG15 activating enzyme activity. Gene Ontology annotation, cellular component: nucleus; cytoplasm. Gene Ontology annotation, biological process: ISG15-protein conjugation; DNA damage response. The coding region runs from base 34 to 3114 and encodes 1026 amino acids.